Molecule: messenger RNA, 1695 nt
Organism: Cadophora gregata
Lineage: Eukaryota; Fungi; Ascomycota; Leotiomycetes; Helotiales; Ploettnerulaceae
Exons: 7
Coding region: 1-1695 (564 amino acids)
Source: RefSeq, a predicted model, not a curated record
AUGGGCAGCACUCUCCCAUUCCAGACUAUGAUUUGUGUGGACUUUGGUAUGACAGGCUCGGCGAUUGCAUGGCGAACGAGUCUCCGGUCGAGCUGGACCUCUAUCGGAAAAAUCCCCACAGCUUUGGCAUAUGAUCCAUUGGACAAUAGAGGAACUCCCAUCGCGUGGGGUCGAGGAUGCGCAGACAUGCGUGCAGACGAGGUCAAGCAGUGCUUCAAAGCAUUCAUGGGAAGUCCAGCCACCGUCUAUGUCGCGAAAAAUAAGCUGUGGACCCCAGAAUCUCCGGCUGAAGUGCAUCGCUGGAUCGAAGACUACCUUCAUGAUUUUUGUCGCCAUGCUGCGGACACCAUCAACACCGAGUUGGGUCGGGGCUGGCGAUCGGGAGAUGUGAUAUGGAUUUUCAGCGUGCCCGGUAGAUGGCUCGAGUACCCCGUUGUUGCCGACUUCAAGCGGCUUGCAGAGGAAGCCCUGAGGUCUUGCGACAUCAGCAGCAAUCCUCGCGUGGAAGUUUUGGCUACCGAAGCAGAGGCAUCAGCGCAGAGCAUCCUGAGCCAAGGCCAACUUGGUGCUGAUAAUUGCAACGAGAGAUACGCUGUGGGUAACGUUGUCAUAUCGUGCGAUAUUGGCGGAGCAACCACUGAUGUGGCAAUCUCCGAAAUUGUUGGCCCGGGAAAGCUGGCAUCUCAGAGUCUGCUCAAAUUGGAGCCGAGGGGCGUCGUGGCUUUCGAGCAGAGUUUCUGGGAGCAUACUGAACGGAUUCUCCGCAGUGCAGGAGUUCAGGAGCCCAGUAGGUGGGCAUUGGAGAUGACGAAAAGUGCCGGUCUCGCACGAGCCAGAAAUCAAUUCUCGAAGUCGUAUGGGAAUGUUGCCAUUCGACUUCCAGAAGGAUGCGUCGUUGAGGACGGGCAGCCUUCUUCUCAACCAGGACCAAGCAGGGAUACCACAAUACAGGAUGGUAACCUUUGCAUCCCAAGUGUUGUUUUUGAAGGGUUCUUUACCGAAUUUGUCGGAGAAAUCGAAGAAGCCAUUGAUGAGGCCAUCAAUGUACUGAGAUGUAGGUUCAGGAACAGCCCUGUAAGCAAUCCGAGUCUCAAGCUGUUGGUACUAUUUUCUGAUGAGGAGAAGGCUGUCAUAGGCCUUUGUGGUGGCGGAUCCCUGAUGCUCUACCUCCAGGCCAGAUUGAAGGCCAGAUAUGAGCCUUCUGUGCCGGUCGCAUGCCCUGAUCACGCUGUGCUUUUGCCAGAUUUGGCGACCAGCAGUGGCUUGGGUCUUGUGUACGACCACAGGGAAUUGUCCAAAUUCGGAUCCGGUGCAGUCUUCGGCGUCGAGACGAGUAAAGGCACAGUGGAAUGGAUCACUGGCCAGGAGAUCCCAAUGCUGAAUUCGGGCUUCCAAAGGAACUCCUGGGUUUUCACCUUCACAGGCAAGUCUCGUGACAAGACUGUGAGGCACAGAUUUAUCACCGUGCCUGCAGCAUCACAAGCUCCUCAGACUUUCAAAGAAGCACAGCAAAGAUUGCACUCUAAAGGUUGGGAGGUUGAGGUGGACUUGUACCGUGAUGACCGCUUCGUUACGAUACCUAAGAAGUAUACUAUUGCGUGCACUAUCAGUCAGCCGGACGAGAUUGUAUUUGAAGCCCGACUGAAAUCUGAAGGACAGCCGCUGUCCUGUCGCAGUAAGAGAACUGAGGAGUAG